Molecule: messenger RNA, 2529 nt
Organism: Xyrauchen texanus (razorback sucker)
Lineage: Eukaryota; Metazoa; Chordata; Actinopteri; Cypriniformes; Catostomidae
Product: bone morphogenetic protein 8A-like
Exons: 8
Coding region: 764-2131 (455 amino acids)
Biological process (GO): SMAD protein signal transduction
Cellular component (GO): extracellular region
Molecular function (GO): cytokine activity; growth factor activity
Source: RefSeq, a predicted model, not a curated record
GGUCACCCAUGUUCACAUUAUGCCUUCAACGCAAGCAGUACACAGCCUAAGAAUACCACAACUCACUGGGACUUUUCAACUUCCAAAUCUGGCACUGGGAUUGGUGAGGCGAUUCUUGUGAAUGAAACUCAAAACUGUAAAAACAAGGUUUUUAAGGCAUUUUGAAUAUUUUUACCCAUUUGAUUAAACGUUUUGAAGAUGAAAAUUGGUGGAUUACUGCAAGGAUUCUUUUUAACUAUUUAAACAGGAUUUUAUUUCAUCCGUUGGAGUCCCAGGUCAUACCUCAAAGCAACAGGGGCCAAAGCAGGUGUUGUGUUUGAUCCAGGAACCUUUGAAGACAGAAAACCCUUGAAAGCUGUCUUUCCAACUCCAGGAUCACCCUUGAAAGGAGUGAAGCUACUAUGAGACCUAUUUGUUUUCUCUCCAAGUUUUUAGGAUAUUGUUUAUUAUUUAACUCCGUAAGCAAGCGGUAGAUUAUGAGGUCGACAGUGUUCUGUAAAUACAGUGACAGCAUGAGGAAUGGCCGUCAAGAGGAAAUAAACUGAGCAGCUCAUAGUAGUAAACAUUGGGCUCUUCAAAAUAACGACUACAGCAAUGGCAUCUGAGUUGCUUAGAGAUUCAAGUGUUGCUCAGAGUUUCAAACAGUAGUCCAUACUGUUCCAGAGAGGACUGACAUCUUUUGAACACUAUUUUAGAAGGACAACAACAAAGGCUCAUAGAGUAGAAAACUUCCAAAGUAACACGGCAAGCUAAAGCAGAGCCAAUGGAACAGAGCUCUUCCAACCGCAGUGCCACACCAAUGGACAAACAAGAGGUUGUGGCUGAGCUAGUACCCUCACACCACAGCAGAGGGAGGAAGGACCGAAUCCACGGCCGGCAACGACUAUUCCCUCUAGCUGUCUUCCUCCCUUUGUGCAUGCUACUGUGCAUUUGGGGUCAGGUGGAAGGAGUGGUGCAUUCCAGCUUCCGCAGACUGAGCGUUCGGGAAAAGAAGGAGAUGCAGAAGGAGAUUUUAUCCAUUCUAGGGCUGCCCGGACGACCCAGGCCACAUCCACCUCUGCGGCCUCCUUCCUCUGCCCCACUCUUUAUGCUGGAUUUGUACCAUGCCGUUUCAUCUGAGGGUGAUGAUGGACCAGGCUUGGGCUUCAAUCCAGAAGGGGUCAGCCAUGCCGCAAUGCCCACAUUAAGCACACACACUCCACCCCUUGGCACGGUGGUCAGUGAGGCAGAUACUGUCAUGAGCUUUGUCAACUUGGUGGAGCAGGAGAAAGAUUUGCUCCAGCCACGGCCUUACUGGAAAGAGUUCCGCUUCGAUCUGACCCCGCUUCCUCAAGGAGAGACGGUCACCGCCGCUGAGUUUCGCAUCUAUAAAACACUUCCCAUGGGCUGGCGAGCAAACCGCACCCUCCAUAUAUCUGUCUAUGAAAUCCAGAAGGAGAAAAGACACAGGGAGCCAGAGUUGGUACUGUUGGACAUGCAGUCAGUGCCGGCAGGUCAGGAGGGCUGGCUGGCAUUUGAUGUGACUUCUGCAAGCAAUCGCUGGCUUCUCCAUCCUCGAAGCAACCUAGGCAUCCGACUUUAUGUAGAAACCGAAGAGGACCGGUCGUUGUCGGCCGGGUGGGUGGGUUUGGUGGGUCGGCGAGGUCCACGGUCUAAGCAGCCCUUCAUGGUGACAUUUUUCAGGGCUAGUCAAGCCCCCUGCCGCCCACCUCGCGCUGUGAGACACAACAAUCCACGCAAGAAAAAACACAAGUAUGACCUGCCACACCCAAAUAGACCAGGAAUAUUUGAUCAAAAUUAUGCUAGCAGUGGACGCCAGGCAUGUAAGAAACAUGAACUCUAUGUCAGUUUCAGUGAUCUUGGCUGGAAGGACUGGGUUUUGGCACCUCCAGGCUAUUCUGCAUAUUAUUGUGAUGGGGAAUGUGACUAUCCACUGGGCUCCUGUAUGAAUGCCACCAACCAUGCAAUGAUCCAGCUUCUGGUUCACCUUCUAAGACCAGACGAAGUGCCCAAGGCCUGCUGUGCUCCAACCAAACUCAGUUCUGUCUCUGUGCUAUUCUAUGAUGACAACAACAACGUCAUUCUCAAGAAACAUCGGAAUAUGGUGGUGAAGAACUGUGGCUGCUUAUAACCUCCUAUACACAGUAUUUCUCUUCCCUAAAGCACUCUUUGUAAUAUACAAUGUACUAUUUUUUAAGCCAGAUUGACUAUUAUUUUACUUUAUUUAACUGUCAUGAUCUCAGCCUAUUUGUUGUAUAUGUGAUGUUCAUGCUGCGCCAGCCGAUUUAAGAUCGGAAUUCAAUUUAUUAUAAAAAAAAAGGAAAACUAUUUGCAUUAUUUGUAAACAUUUUUCAUACACAAAUGGUAAAUGUUUGUCUUAUUAAGUAUAUCAGCUAGUUAAGCUUUUUUUAUAGUACAAUUAUAAAUGUGUGGAGUCUAAAACACAACUUUAACUUCAAUGGACAAAGAUCUUCUAAACAUUCCACCUAACGAAAGCUUUUAUUAAAAUAAAUGUAUAUAUGAAAGUUA